Pogona vitticeps (central bearded dragon) is the source of this 2831-nucleotide messenger RNA. The record is from RefSeq and is a predicted model, not a curated record. NCBI's taxonomy places the organism in Eukaryota, Metazoa, Chordata, Lepidosauria, Squamata, Agamidae.
AUGAACAAUGGGCCAGAUUUAGGAGGUGCCGCCCGCACGUCUCUUCCUCCCCAGUUCAAAGAAGAGAUUUCCCGGCGGUUCAAAGCCAAGCAGGAUCAGCUGGUUCUGAUCUUUGCAGGGAAGAUCCUGAAGGACGGGGACACUUUGCAUCAGCACGGGAUCAAAGACGGGCUCACGGUGCACCUGGUGAUCAAAACCCCCCAGAAGUUGCAAGACCCUUCGGCCUUGGCCGCGGCUGCCUCGCCCGCUCCUGCUCCUGUGCCCAGCCCGGCUGCGGACGGGCCGCCCGGUGGGGCCACCUCUAUUUUGUCCGGCUUCGGCGGCAUCGUGGGUCUGGGCCGCCUGGGGAUGGGCUCGGCCAACUUCAUGGAGCUCCAGCAACAGAUGCAGCGCCAGCUGAUGUCCAACCCGGAGAUGCUCUCCCAGAUCAUGGAGAACCCGCUGGUCCAGAACAUGAUGGCCAGCCCGGACUUCAUGCGCCAGAUGAUGGUGGCCAACCCGCAAAUGCAGCAGCUGAUGGAGCGCAACCCGGAAAUCAGCCACAUCCUCAACAACCCGGAGCUCAUGCGCCAGACGAUGGAGUUGGCGCGCAACCCGGCCAUGAUGCAGGAGAUGAUGCGCAACCAGGACCGAGCGCUGAGCAACCUGGAGAGCAUCCCCGGAGGGUACAAUGCCUUGCGCCGCAUGUACACGGACAUCCAGGAGCCCAUGUUGAGCGCAGCCCGGGAGCAGUUUGGGAACAACCCUUUCUCGUCCCUGGCCGGGGGUUCGGACCACCAGAACUCGCAGCCGCUGCGGACGGAGAAUCGAGAGCCUUUGCCGAACCCCUGGAGCCCCACCCUGGCUUCUUCUCAGACUCAGGGAGCGGCCAGCGAAGGAAGCAGCGGGUCCGUCGGGAGCCAGAGCACCCCCACGGUGUCCAACCCCUUAGGGAUCAAUGCCGCCAACUUAGGGACAGGAACGUUUAGUAGUCCCGAGAUGCAGAAUCUCCUGCAGCAGAUCUCCGAAAACCCCCAGCUCAUGCAGAACGUGAUCUCGGCUCCUUACAUGAGAACGAUGCUGCAGGUGCUGGCCCAGAACCCGGAUAUUGCAGCACAAAUGAUGGUGAAUGUUCCCCUCUUUGCCGGCAACCCUUCGCUUCAGGAGCAGCUGCGACUCCAGCUGCCCGCCUUCCUGCAGCAGAUGCAGAACCCCGACUCUCUGUCUGUCCUGACCAAUCCUCGUGCCAUGCAGGCCCUCCUCCAAAUCCAGCAAGGGCUCCAGACGCUGCAGACGGAGGCCCCCGGAUUGGUGCCCAGAUUCGUGGCUGGCUCUUAUCCAGAAGGUCAGACGCCGGGCCUCAAGGAUCAAGAGGAAUCAUUUUUUGGCCCUCCCUUAAAAAAAGAAAAGCUGAUUAACCAGAACAGUCAAGAGAUCAUCAGCCCGCCUGCUCCGAUGCCCGCCUCUCCCUCCCCCGCCGGAGACAGCCUCCCCCACCAUCAGCUCAUGCAGCACAUGAUCCAGCUCCUGGGCGGUGGCAACUCUCAAGCGCAGACCCCGGAAGUGCGGUUCCAGCAUCAGCUGGAGCAGCUGAACGCCAUGGGCUUCAUCAACCGCGAGGCCAACCUCCAGGCCCUCAUCGCCACGGGGGGAGACGUCAACGCGGCCAUCGAAAGACUGCUGGGCUCCCAGCCUUCCUAAUGCUGCAUUUCUCUCCCACCCACCCCGAUAAUACACCCCUCCAGUCUGUUACAGCAGGCAGAUCGUGAGGACUCUGGCCUUCUCUGAUCCACCGAGCUCCACCGGUUGAUUCAGCCGUGGAACCGGAAGAUGCUUGAACAGGGCACUGCCCGUCUGGACAUCUCCUCCUCCCUUCCUGGGGGGGGGGGAAACCUGCAUCGCGCAUGGGUUCGGAUUCCCAGUUUUUGAGACCACGUGCUUCUUCUCCCGGCCACACCGCUCCCCCCUGUCUCCCUGACCCCCCCCUCCCCAAAAUUAGGAAGCUUCUCUAGUUAUUAGAAGCAGAACUUUUGGGUUAGCCCAAAAUAUUGUGUUGACUUAGGUGGCCUUCCGCCCCGAUCCCCUUGCCCACUCCUUCCUCCCGGUCAGCCAGGAAGUGACCCUGUCUUCCCACUGCCUAAAGGUGUGUCUUACUUUGAACAGCAUGGAAAGGAUAUGAUUUAUUUUUAUUUUAUUUUAUUUUAAAUGCUAGUAGAUGCAGAGAGGGACCUUCUUCCUCCCCCCAGGGGGUUCUGGCGCUCUCCUUGCUACAGCGGCUUCCCGCCUGGGCUCUUGCAGCCUCCCCUGCUUGGCUUUCCCGGUGCGGAGCAGCGGCCUUCUCAAGAAACGGAGCUGAGCACCUCGAGGCCACCCGAGCAGGCAUUUAAAGGGGGGCCGAGUAGUCCGGAUGUAGACACGGGGGUUUGGAAUCGUGUGUUCUUUUCUCCCUAAGAAGUCUCUUUUCGAAUGCAAUGGACCUGAAAAGUGGCCCAUAAUAUUUCCCCCUGGUCCUACCCUCUGCCAGCACACACACAUACACACACAAAAUACGUUGGUCAAGUUCUGGACUUUGCUUUUCUAACCAAAAACACGCUCCUCCUGCACCCGAAAAGAGAACGGGGCCACGAGGAGUCCCCCUUCCACCUUCCCGGGAAGAUUAUCCCCACUCCGUUCUCUCCCCUCCCCUCCCGCCCACUCCUCUGAACUUUUCCCGGUUCGGUUCGGGAGAUUGCCGAUUCCACACACACACACACCCGGACAAGCUGCAGGGUGAUCCGGCCACACUGACCACGCUGCAGGAUUUAAAAAAUCUGGUUUUCCAUCCAGGAAUAAAGUGCCCGAAAUAACCCAUC